GCCUUCCUCCUCCGCCGCCGCUGAUUGGCGUGGUUCUCCUCUCCUUUCCGCCACUCCUCUCCACUUCCCGUGCAGGCUGCGUCAGCUGGGGCGGGGCCGCAGCACGGCUAAGGAAAUACCUGCUCCGCCCUUCCAGCCGCUACGCCCAAUGAGAAAGCGGGAAGGGGUAGCGGAAGCGAGUCGCCAGCCAAUGGAAAGGGGCAGGCUGGGAGAGCGCGGGCAGCCAAUGACGGGGCGCGUGGCGCGGCGGGUGUGGGUCGGCGGCGCGCGCCGGGCGGCCGUUAGAGGCGGGGGGAGAGGAGAGGAGAGGAGAGGGGAGGGCCGCCAUGACGCGGAGCUGCUCGGCGCUGGGCUGCACCGCCCGGGACAACGGGCGCAGCCGGGAGCGCGGCAUCUCCUUCCACCAGUUCCCGGUGGACGCCGCGCAGCGCCGCGAGUGGAUCCGCGCCGUGAACCGCGUGGACCCGCGGAGCCGCCAGGCCUGGAGCCCCGGGCCCGGGGCCAUCCUCUGCUCGCGGCACUUCGCCGAGGCCGACUUCGAGCGCUACGGGCUGCGGCGGAAGCUGCGCCGGGGGGCCGUGCCCUCGCGCUUCCCCCGCCCGGUGCGUGCCCGCAACGGCCGGACCUGCACUGUAGGAACAGGCCGUCCCCAAGAGCACUGAAGCAGCCUCUCCUAGACCAUUCUGACGACGAGGUCAUCGCCGAGGAUCACAACUACAGCUUAAAGGAUGCCGUCGCAGCUGCCGGACAGCAGACAGAAAUGAAGGCGGUACAGCCACUGCCUGAGAAGCAGCAGCUUACUGCAGCAAGGAGGUGCCCCACAUCCCGGCCAAGAAAAAUUUUCAGCAUCAUCAGGGAGCUGGCGGAGAAGAAACAAUUGUCUGAGGAAACUGUGAGUUUGCUGCAGGCCCAAUUUUCAGCAGAUUUGCCCUGUGAGUCACAUAGCUGGAGGCAGAUGACAGAAUACUCCCUGGAGAUGAAACAAUUUGCUUGUGUUCUCCACCUCUACCAUAAUAAGGCCUAUGACUAUCUGCGGAAGAUUUUUCCCCUGCCUCAUCCUUCCAGCCUGACAAACUGGCUGUCUAAUAACGAUGCUGCUCCUGGCUUCAGCAGCGACAUUUUUAUUCGCCUUCAGGAAAGGGUGGAGAAGGGCGACCAGGGCUACCGUUACUGUGCCUUGAUGGUACAAGACAUGGCCCUCCAGAAGCAGCAGGAAUGGGACCCCCAGACCAAACGUCUCACGGGCUUUGUUGACGUGGGGGCAGGCGUCCUGGAUGCCGAUGAAGCCCCGCUGGCCUCAGAAGUGGUAAUCCUCAUGGCAGUUGGCAUCACGAGUCCCUGGAGGGCUCCUCUUGGCUACUUCUUUGUGAACAGCUCGAGCGGCCACCUACUUGCUCAGCUACUUCGUCAGACCGUCAAUAAGCUGAACAACAUCGGCGUCGCGGUGCUGUCUGUGACAUCGGGUGCUACCGCGCGCGGUGCUGAGAUAGCCAGAGCUCUGGGGAUCCGCAUUGACCCCGAUAAGAUCCAGUGCACUUUUCAGCACCCGCCCGGCUCGGCUCACUGCAUCGCGUACUUCUUUGACGCUUGCCACGCGCUGCAGCUGAUAAGGAACGCGCUGCAGUGCUUCCAGAAGAUACAGUGGCUCAGUGAAGCAGCACAGUGGCAACACGUGGUGGAGCUUGCGGCUUUGCAAGAGAAAAGGGUGUUAGAGCUGUGCAGUCCCAGGUCAGGCUGUCCUGGCAGUGAGGAGCGCCGCUAUUUGAAAGUCAACCUUGCCACCCAGCUGUUCAGUGAGGGUGCUGCUGAUGCACUGGAGCACCUCCAGAAGCUGGGCCUGGCCUCAUUCCAGAACUGUGGCGGUACCAUCAAGUUUGUGCGUUUGAUGAGCCGUCUGUGCGAUGUAUUCCAUGGCAAAAGUCCCUAUGGAAGGGGACUGAAGGGGCCUUUGCUAGCUGGAAAUUACAGCAAAAUAAGCCACCUCUUCAACGAGGCCAAGAGCUGCUUUGUCACCUUAACGGACUCUCUUGGGAGAUGCAUUAUAAAAAGCAAACGCAAACUGGGCUUUCUGAGUUUCUUGCUCAACGCCGAGAGCCUCGAGUGGCUUUACACCAAUUACGUGCUUCCGGAAGGCGUGCCUUUGCACCGCCUCCUCACGUACACCUUCAGCCUUGACCAGCUGGAGCUGUUUCUUCGGUGUCUCAGGCAGGCUUGCGUUGGCUGGGGCAAUCCCACUUGCGCAGCGUUCCAGGCAGCUUACUACAAACUGCUGGCCAGCUGCAGCUUGGCACCAGGAUUACAACACAGCAGCGGCUUUGGCCAUGUGAGCACCUUGGAUGUAUCCAUCUUCCGCAGGACGGAUCUGACCCUUGGCAACAUUCGUUCUCAGUACGAUCCAGCUCGUAGCAGGACUCUGACGAUGGAGUACCCCUUCAGCGCAGGCCUUUCUUUGCGUGACUCUGCGCUGAGCGAUGCACUGACGGACCUGUCGCUACACGUGCAGAGCAUCACCUGCGCCACUGGGUUUGUUGCUGAACAAUUAGCCUCUGAUUUACAAUGUGAAGCUUGUGUUGCUUCUCUUUUUGAGUCAGAUGAGAGCAUACCAAAAUGUGGGUCAGUGCUCUACAUAAAAAAGUUAGGUGGAGUGAGUCUGCCCUCUGCAAGCGUGCACCACGUCACGAGCAUUUCUGAGCAAGUCCUUAGGACAUACACCAAAGUGCGAGAUUGCGGCAAGAGCUCUAAGCUAUGGGAUCUGUUUCUAGAACAGAAAAUUUGCUGUGAGCUUCUGGGACAGAGCCCCCUCUUUCCCACACUCACUGACCAUUUAUUUGAUGGGGAGUCGUGCAUCAACAAUCACUACACCAUCUUGUUAAAGGAAAUAAUGCGAUGUUACAUACGGCUCAGAACAAACCAUGCCAAAAACUUAAACUUGAAAUAUCAUUGUGGAAGGCACAGAUGGAAGAGACUAAAGGGAAAACAUUCAUUUGCAUCACCAUUGCAUAAUUGGCAAUCAAGCCCAACCUGUGUAGGGCCAUGACUAGUCAUUCAUUGCUGUUAGACAGGGAUGGUUGCCCCUACUUAGGCUCAGUUAUGGCCGGAUCCAGGCAACACUUAAGUCAGCAAACAAUAUGGUGUCUUGCCGCUAUUUGCCUGGCAAAACUUGCUUUGUUAAACAGUGACGAGUGGGGCCAGUGCAAAUGGUUCGGGGUCUGGUCACAGUUCAGACGAGCCAAGGAAAGCAGUUUGUUUCACCCUGCGUUCCCAUCUAGGAAUCUUGCCAAGCAGCCACGUCUUGGACUUGGUAUCUGCGGCAGACGAGGAGAAGUUGCUGGAAAUGCGUAGCGAGGUGGUAGGGGACAAUGCAGCAUCCCCUUGUGGUGCUGGGCUGUGUAGUGCUGGGGGUGCUCUUCCUAAGAGGAGAAUAUUCAUGCAUCUGCAGUUGCAUGGGGCAGGGGGAUUAAGUGUGCUGCUAAUUUGAGUUUGCCAUAGCAAUGCUGCAGUAAAAAAGAGGCAAAAGAGCUUAUGGAGCUUUUACUUUAAAAGGAAAAUAAAGGCGUGGGGGAGAAAAAAAGACACUCAUGUUGUACAUGGCUCUAAUAUCCCCUCCUAUAGGCCUCAUCAACAAGCUAAGCUAGCCAUUUGACAUAAGUCUGGACUCAGUGGAAAGGGGAUUGCGUUAAAGAACUACACCUCUAAAACUUCACUUUUAAAAAUCAACAUUGUGAUAAAAACCUGGGAAGGUGUUGUAAUUCCCCGUGAGAGAACAAGGCUAAGGCAGCUUCCAUGCCAGUGUGCCUGGCAGUGCGGCAGGGAUCGCGGAGGCUGUCUCUGCAGGCCCUGCUGUGCCCCUCCGGGCAGGAGCGCCAGGGCUCGGGCACAUACCGCUACGCUGCUGCGGGGUCAGCUUUUCGGCUCUGGUUACAUGGCCCUAUCGGGUCACCCACUCACCGCGCAACAUGACGCUCCCCUCCCGGAGCUUGCGCUGCAGUUUGGUAUGUCCUACAGCCCCCAGCACACGGCAGUCUUCUUUAGAUGGCGUUUCCGCUGAUUAACUUGGCUCACAGAUUCUGCGCCAUGAAGUCAAGCAGUAGAACAGGCUUCUUCAUUCAGUUCAUUUCCGUGGUAAGGAGGCUGCCUUGGUAUACAGUGCUCCACCUGGAAUAACAAAGUCCAGCAUAACUGCUGCUUAGUUAUUUCCCCUCUGGCAUGCAGAACAACAGUUACAUCCAUGCAGACAGCAAGCGUUUACUUGCCAGUUACCACCCUUGCUAUCCAGGUACUUUCAAACUGCCUAUUGUAGACAGGAUGAAGUAUGGUGAUCCACUAUUUCCCGGGGUGGGAAUAAUAUUCAAGGUGCAAUUCUGCCUGCCAGUAAACUUACAAAACAGCCACUGGUAGGUUUGGGUUCUUCCCCCCUCCCUUAGUCCUGCACUCUGACUGUGGGAGUGGGGCUGCCCUACUCAAUCCCCAGCGCUCUGCUUAUGUAGCAGCAGCUGCAGCACUACAGACCUUCAUCUGUUCUCUGCUGGGAGUAACAAGCCGAAACCCCAAGAGUUCUCGAUGUUUUUUCUUGUCCAGUUACCUAUGCAAAAAAUAAGAGUGUUGAAGCCAUCACUAACUGCCAUGGAACCACUUCAGCUACAACAUAUUUUGUAGGAAAUAACUAUUUUUUUCUCGUAUUUUUGAAUUUUCAAGACAACCAGCAAGAUGCUGCAGAAAUCUCAGUGGUUGAUUAGCAUGGUUGUGUGCCACCACGCACUUCAAGUUGCAGCGUUUGCAUUGCCUAAACCUGCAGCAGCAAAACGAGCUGAGCUGUGGGGAGCAGGCCCUCCCUUGCUGUUAAUUCUUUUCUGUUGGAAAUAAGCCUGCUACCACUUCCUGUUUACAUCAGACAGUUUGUCUUGUUUGGUUCAGAUUGAGCCUCGUCCCAUCCCUUUGUAAUUCACUUCAGUACUGAUGUCGGAGGCUUUUGAGAUAUGCCAAGGAAGUACUAAAGUGCCUGCCGGAAUUAGGCUUAAGCCUAAAAGCAGACUGUUAGGAAAAGAAAAAGGGGGGCAGUUAUCUAAUUAGAAGAACAAAGUCGUCUAAUACUCACACAAAACGUGACAGUAGUUGCAGGAAUUCUGCAGCAAUUGUCAUUCAUUUCUAAAACAUACAGACCUGCUGUUGCCCACCAGAAAUAAUCUCGACUGUACUCACUCACCCUGCAGGAAUUUGCGGCUUUCAAUGGAGUUUUUCAGCAUUUCUCACUCUACCACUAUGACCAGGUGAUCUCUCCUGCCACGCUUUUUCCCACAGCGCAUCUCGGGCACUGCUUUCUCUGCCCAGCAACUCCACUUCUUGUCCAGAUGUUCACCUGCAAAACACUGAGCAUCCUUCCUCACAGCAACACCACGCCCCUUCUGGGGUGUGUGCACCCCUGUCCCAACUCAUACUGAGCAUUUGAAUCCUUCUAGCGCUUCCCCUCCAUCACAUCAAUUUCAAGUUUAUCAUCUUCAAGCAUCUGUAAUACCUCAUCCCCUUUUCACUUGCUUUGGCCAUCCUGAUAUUUUUCCUGAGAAAUCAGGGGCACAAGAAUGAAAAAAGAAAGGCAAAAAAGAGAGGGCAAGCUCUCUUUUUGACUCCCAUUCCUUAAUGCAAGCAAGACAACAUUAUGGAGCUGGUCACAAACCUCUUCCACAUGACGUAAAAGACCCAGGGUCCCCCUGCCCACCCCCAAAGCUGUACAUUGUCCCUGCUACUUACUCAAAGGCUGUCACCAAAGCUCAGCCUGAAAAUUUUGCUCUGGGUCCUGGAAGUGGUUGUGUGGCACGCUAUCUUCAAGGGGAUUGCAGAAAGGCCUCUCGGUCCAGCCCUGCAGAUCUUCCUUCUCAGUCUAAGCCUAGCUUUGGUCUAACCAGCACACAUACAAAAACUACGGUUUCCCAUGAAAGAAUCAAAAAAUAAAAGAAAAAUUAACAUGUGGGCUUAACAACCUGGUGUUGGCUUGGGUUGACAGCUUUUGCCCCUUUCAAGCUAUGCAGCCUGCAACUUUGUGCCUCACAGCCAUUGCUAUGCACGAAAGUACGCAAGUAACCAAGAGUUUAUCUCCAGGAGGAUUCGCAUACAAAAAGUCAAGCCAGUACUUGCAUCAAGACUGUGCCUAGCUAUAACAGAUUUAUUGUUUUGAUAUUUCGGUGAAAAUCUUUACUGCAUGUUUGUCAGCGCUCAAGGAAAGGAGUGCAAAAAGAUCAUAUUUACAGAAUAGUAUAAAUGUUUAUUUUUCUUUGUGAUUUAUCUGACUGUUUUAUUUUUACAAUAUAGAAAAGUGUAUUCUUUGAAUAGGUCUAGUAAAUAUAAAUUUAAUUUUUCUACUUUCAGAUGUAAACAGAACUAGAAAAUGAACCCUUGCCCCUUUCCCAAUUAUUUUUAUGUGACUGGAUGAACUUGACUGUAAAUCUUGUCCAGCAGUUUGAUGCAAAUGGCUAAGGAAGUACAAAAACCAAUUCAUACAUACUACACCAGGGAGAGGGGAGAGAGGAAUCCAAGCUUAAUGUUUGAGAAAGCUUGUUCAAACCAAAAUAGAACUAAGAGCAUUUGAUUGCACCUUCAAAGUCUUUACAAGCAAAAUAUUCUCAAGCAAUGCCAUCAUACAUAAUUACAACUGUAAUCUAAAUUUCACAAGUGUUUUUGCACACUGUAUAUAAAUACACAUCACAAAAGGUGCAAUUUAGAGUAAGACACAGAAUAUAUACAAAAUUAACAUGGAUUGAAGUCUAAACAAAAGAAGGCAUAUUGCAAUCUGUUUGAAAAAUAACGUAAGUAGGUAUUACUUUAUUCACUUACACUAAUUUACAUUUAUACAAAUCUUACUGGACAUACUAUAUUAGGUCACUAGAAGUAAACUGAAUAUCCGCACUAUUUACAUGUAAAGUUACUGCACUGACUUUUAAUAAAUCCAAGUCCUAAUUAUGAAAAAAAAUGGCAUUACUUAAAUGAGUGAUGGAUUCCCUUCUCAGAGAUUUGCACAAGUGUAUUUGCUACUUAUGCUCAGGAAGAUGCUAUUACAGGACAGGGCUCUUCAAAGGGUGACAAGCAGGCCAAAUCUGGUCCCCGGCACCUUGCGAAGCGGUUUGAGGGGCACCAAACAUGGGCUGAAGAGAAAGGACCUUUCGCUCAGUGGGCAGGAGAAUGGGGUGAAGCCACAGAGCAGAAGCAUCCUCCCAUCCUGCUGCCGUCACACACGUAGGCACUUGGCUCUGCUGCUGGUUUGCCUAGUCCCUACCUUUUCCCAGCCUGGCCCUGUUCAAAAACCCAGAGGAAGAGCUCUGCUGUAUCUCUGUAUUUACAGUUACACAAGGAAUACAAAAUCCCUUUUGGAAAAACCCAGCGAUCUUUUUCAGGCAGCAGUAAGACAGUUAAUAAAAACGCCUGGGAUUAAACACGGUUAUUAUGCUACUUUUAGGUAAAUAACUUACCAGCUUCAGUUUGUAAAUGUGUUCCACUAUCAAAAAUGUGAUCGGAGAUUGCCUGUAACAAAUACUGAAAAAAUUCCCCACCCUAGUCUAUACACAGCUAUAGUUGAUUUGUUUUUUCGUUUUUUUCUUCUUUUUUCUUUUUUUUUUUUUUUGUCAAA
Dromaius novaehollandiae (emu) is the source of this 7615-nucleotide messenger RNA. RefSeq names its product THAP domain containing 9 (gene THAP9). The transcript has 5 exons. NCBI's taxonomy places the organism in Eukaryota, Metazoa, Chordata, Aves, Casuariiformes, Dromaiidae. The record is from RefSeq and is a predicted model, not a curated record. The coding region runs from base 149 to 3037 and encodes 962 amino acids.